GGCUGGAGAGGCAGAAGUAGGCUGAGAGGAGAUGGCAUUGCAGAACUGCCCUCUGAUUGGCUGGACCAUCGUGGCUGGGCUAUAAAAGAGACCCCUACAGGCUUGGGAGGGAGAAGCUCAGAGGAUUCUGACAGUAGCUUUCCGGGAGAAAAGGCAAAGUGCGCUCAAAACAGAAGCCACAGCUCCUCCUGCUGCAUUUCUUUCCUAACGUGAAUCCCACACUUCACAAGAUGUGCAAAGGACUCGCAGGUCUGCCGGCUUCUUGCUUGAGGAGUGCAAAAGAUAUGAAACAUCGGCUAGGUUUUCUGCUGCAGAAGUCUGAUUCCUGUGAACAUAAUUCUUCUCACAGCAAGAAGGACAAAGUGGUGAUUUGUCAGAGGGUGAGCCAAGAGGAAGUCAAAAAAUGGGCUGAAUCCCUGGAAAACCUCAUUAGUCAUGAAUGUGGGCUGGCAGCUUUCAAAGCUUUCCUGAAGUCUGAAUACAGUGAGGAAAACAUUGACUUCUGGAUCAGCUGUGAAGAGUACAAGAAAAUCAAAUCACCCUCAAAACUAAGUCCCAGGGCCAAAAAGAUCUACAAUGAAUUCAUCUCCGUCCAGGCAACCAAAGAGGUAAACCUGGAUUCUUGUACCAGGGAGGAGACAAGCCGGAACAUGCUAGAGCCCACGAUAACCUGUUUUGAUGAGGCUCAGAAGAAGAUUUUCAACCUGAUGGAAAAGGAUUCCUAUCGCCGCUUCCUCAAAUCCCGAUUCUACCUUGAUUUGGCCAACCUUUCCAGCUGUGGGUCAGAGAAGCAGAAAGGAGCCAAGAGUUCUACAGACUGUCCUUCCCUGGUCCCCCAGUGUGCCUAGUUAUGGCUCAGCAGUGGAGGGCGGAAAUGCCAAGACUCUACACCUGGAAAACCUGAGGCCACAUAUUGAUCUGUAUUAAGCACCAGUUCUUUCUCCACAUUGUAGCCUAGUGUUCAUGCUGCUGGCUAUGUGUGAGUCACUCCCAUAAAAAAACUAGAUUUAGUUUUGGUUAUUUUGAUGUUCAUCAGGGCAGGACCUCAUUCCAGUCCCAUUUCCCCAAAUUUCUUUUAGGGUGCCAUGUGAGCAAGGAUCCAAAUAAUGGCCUUGUGUGUCUGGAUUUUCAGACUGUUGGCAGUUCUCUCCUCCCAACAGUGUGACCUCAGGUUGGUGGGUUGGUGGUUGGCACACUCUAUCUGACAUCUACAGCCACGUGUGUUCUGUUAACCAGCACUUUCUCCAAACUCGAGAUGCUUAGAUGAGGUUGAUCUCUUUUGUGUACAUAUGUAUGUGUAUGAAUGUGUGUAUAUCUAUAUGCACACACUCAUAUAUAUAUACACACAUUCUGUAUAUAUGUGUGCAUGUAUACAUACAUAUAUAUUUCUGCAAGAAUAUAUAAGAAAGACCCUAGGUGCUCAUAACUAGAGUGUGUGUACACACAUAUGAUCCCCAGGCUUUCAGUCUGCAAUUGAACAGGGCAAACUAAACCAGCUGCCCUACAAGGCUAAGAAAGGAAGACUAACGAGUUUUGCUGGAGAAGCAUCCAAGGGACUUCAUGCUUAACUUAACCACUGACAGCCUCCGAGUUGGACAAAUCGUAGGCCUGAAUGACACCAUGCUGUCUUGGGUGGGUUAUCACUAAAGGCACUUUGGGGUGCCCAAGCUGCUGGCCUCCCCCUUUUUGCCUGGGUGCUUGGUGCAUAAUAUCAGCAGCCAGGUUGGUAUGGAGUUGGAGAUGGGGUGUUUGAACUGAAUGAAGUAGCAAAGGUGGGGCCUCACCAGCUCUACUUACUAUAAAAUGCUGGCUGAGUAAGGGCACAGAAUUUAAAGGUUAAUUUCCUAUCCCCUACUCUUGUUUCCUCUUCUGAUUAAGGUGCUCUUCACAUUUUGUUUUUUCCUGAGAACUUUAGCCAUCAGAUGAGGUUCCUUAGUUCACCGUUGUUAUUUGUUUCCCUAUAAUAGCUCUAGGCUAUAUGCCUAUUCCUUGUAAACCAGCUUUGGGAGAAGAUUAUAUUUUAUACAGGGAAACAUGUUUCACAAACCGAAAAGCCCUCAUAAGUGUAUCUCUUUUGAAGGUAUAAUUUUGUUUAUUCCAUCCCAAACAUUAGGACAAACAGAAACUGAAGGCUCUGAGAUGAAAUGAAAGAGAAAAGGAAAAAAUUAUAUCAAUUGCUAGAACUACUGUUUGAAACUUUUCAAGGCACAUGAAAUACUUGAAAAUGUCUCGUUUAUGUUAUUUAUGAUGUUUUGUACAAUGUUUUUAUUAUUGUAUUAUUUUAUAAAUGGAGGUGCAGGAUAUCACCUGAAUUAUUAAUGAAUGGCCAGGAAGUAAUUUUCUUCUCAUUCGUCUAAAACUACUGCCUUUGAAGUGCACACACAUGCAUACAUGGACACUGCACCAAUUUCUCUAGUAUAAAUUAUAAGUAUGGGCACCUUUGUGGCUUUUAAGCCAGUAGACUGGACUGCAAAAUAAAGACACCAGAGUGUGUGUAUACAAAUUUCAUUAUAUUAAAUUGUAUAGGUUUCCUCAAUUUUACCCUUUUGGUCUCUCUGACAGUCUUGCUUUCAGUAUCCCCAGAGUUCCUCAUCAGCAUCCCUUUCUGUUACACUGUUCCAUGCUUUGUCUCUAAUUAACUCCAAGAUCCAACUGUGUAACUCUAUUGGUCUUGCCCUAUUAUAACUGUUGUGACUUUCAGAUUGUAUCUGUACUCACGGAUUGCUGUCUCACCAGUAUGUCUGGAAGGUCAUUCUGAAUGAGAAGUAAAUUAUUUUAUGUAAUACA
Messenger RNA from Phacochoerus africanus (Common warthog), 2787 nucleotides. It is a transcript of the gene RGS4, whose product is annotated as regulator of G protein signaling 4. The coding region runs from base 231 to 848 and encodes 205 amino acids. The record is from RefSeq and is a predicted model, not a curated record. The transcript is spliced from 5 exons. NCBI's taxonomy places the organism in Eukaryota, Metazoa, Chordata, Mammalia, Artiodactyla, Suidae.